Messenger RNA from Coregonus clupeaformis (lake whitefish), 890 nucleotides. Its product is annotated as intraflagellar transport protein 43 homolog A. NCBI's taxonomy places the organism in Eukaryota, Metazoa, Chordata, Actinopteri, Salmoniformes, Salmonidae. Gene Ontology annotation, biological process: intraciliary retrograde transport. Gene Ontology annotation, cellular component: intraciliary transport particle A; cilium. The transcript has 10 exons. The record is from RefSeq and is a predicted model, not a curated record. Bases 64 to 705 code for a protein of 213 amino acids.
GAUGGUCGCGGUGUGACGCUCCUGGUCUCCAGGAAGGAACUCCAUCUGUAAACGCAAGGGAAAAUGGACGAUAAUCUUCAACUCGGAGACAGUGGAGUUGUAAAGAAUGUUGCAAAGUUAGGUCGACGGGCUCGCCAGGCUGCAGAGCAAACGUCAUCACUGGAAGAGUCUCGACACGUCAGAAAAUCCUCUUCUUCUACGUCGAUGGGAGAGGAAGAGGAAGAGGGACCCCCUCCUAAACCAGCUCGCAGGCAGGGCGGCUGGGCUGAGGAGACUUCUGGAUCUGGAUCAGCCAAGUCUGGAAGAAGACCUGACAUGGUGGAGGACGUGGAAGACCGACGCCUUCGACCACAAACCCCCCAGGGCUCGGAUGAUGAAGGAGAUAUACCAGUGAUCCCAGACCUUGAGGAAGUACAAGAGGAAGACCUUACCAUGCAAGUUGCUGCUCCUCCAAGCAUCCAGGUGAACCGGGUAAUGACAUACAGAGAUCUGGACAACGACCUCAUGAAGUACUCUGCCUUCCAGACCCUGGAUGGGGAGAUUGACUUGAAGAUCCUCACCAAGGUUUUAGCUCCGGAGCAGGAGGUGAGGGAGGAGGACGUGGGUUGGGACUGGGAUCAUCUGUUUACAGAGGUGUCCUCAGAGCUGCUGACGGAAUGGGAUCAAGGAGAGAAGGAGGAGCAGGUUCCGCUGUCUGUGUUAUGAUGACGAGCCUCCCUAGGAUGGGAUAGGGUGGACCAGGACACCCCCUCUGGGACCUGGGUGGGUGCAUGUCAAUGCUCCGUCGAAACAUAGGGACCAUCAAAUAUACGUAGCUUGCCUCAUAUUGUUGUUCAUAUUCCAAAUUCAGUGCAAAAUGUAUUUAUUUUUUCUAAUAAAUUUAAACAAAC